Molecule: messenger RNA, 1170 nt
Organism: Colletotrichum scovillei
Lineage: Eukaryota; Fungi; Ascomycota; Sordariomycetes; Glomerellales; Glomerellaceae
Product: glucose N-acetyltransferase
Exons: 3
Coding region: 1-1170 (389 amino acids)
Molecular function (GO): glycosyltransferase activity
Source: RefSeq, a predicted model, not a curated record
AUGGCUGUUCAAGGUCUCUUUCCAUCAUGGCACCGCAACAAGGGCCUAGAUUACGACGCGGUUGAAAAUGAUCCGUCUUCCCGUACAGAACGGCCAAGUCUUUCCGAGGUCAUAGCCUCGAAGCGCUUUCGCUGGCUGGUGGGGACAGUCAUUGGAGCGCUAUUGGUGGUCUUUGUUCUCGACAACUCUGUUCAGGUUUCGAGAUUCCGGCACCCGACCUCGUCAUCAUCCCAGGCGGCGUUGGGCCAAGUCGAGGGCGCGAAGAGCCACACAGACGUAGACUGGUCCCGGUUCGCCUAUAGGUUGCAGCACCUGCAAAGCAAAGCUGAUCGCAUCUUGCUGUACCCUUCCGAAAUGCUAGAUCCCCUGGCAACAACUGGAAAUACCAAAGAUGCUUCCCUCCUCAUUCAUGCGAGGGAUACAUAUGGUGUGAAACUAAUUCCCAUCACUGUUCAGCACAGAAAAGGCUCGGAUCCUACAUGGGCUGAGUCUUUCACCAAGCUCCUAGCCUUCAACCAGACCCAGUAUAAUCGAGUCCUUUCUAUUGACUCUGAUUCCACACUGCUACAGAAUAUCGAUGAGCUAUUCCUAUCGCCGCCCGCUACGGUCGCCGUCCCGCGGGCCUACUGGCUCUACCCUGAGAAGAAGAUAGUUGCUUCGCACAUCAUGCUCGUGCAGCCCAGCGUUGCUGAGUUUGCCCGGAUAGUGGAAAAGGUGGACCACGCCGGGAAAGAAGAGUAUGACAUGGAAAUCAUCAACGACCUGUACAAAGACAGCGCCAUGAUUCUCCCUCACCGGCCAUAUGCGCUGUUGACUCGCUCUUUUGGCGGCGAUCACCAAGACUACUAUCUCGGCAACAGCAACGAGGUUUGGGAUGCGGUAACUGUCUACAAUGAGGCCAAAUAUCUUCACUUCUCUGACUGGCCUAUGCACAAACCCUGGUUGAAAUCCUCUGAUAGUCUGAUCAAGGAGAGGCAACCUGACUGCGUGGUCAAAGAUGGGAAUGAGGAUUGUACUGCACGAAAGCUGUGGCUUAGCUUCUACACGGACUUCAGAGCUCGUAGAUCUGUGAGUACACUCGACUCCAUUCGAUUACUGCGACAUGAUUUUGCUUACAUGCCUAAAGCAAGUUUGCGGUAUCGACACCUGAUCCAAACUGUCAAGCAUUAG